Entelurus aequoreus (snake pipefish) is the source of this 2408-nucleotide messenger RNA. It is a transcript of the gene trim8a, whose product is annotated as tripartite motif containing 8a. NCBI's taxonomy places the organism in Eukaryota, Metazoa, Chordata, Actinopteri, Syngnathiformes, Syngnathidae. Bases 328 to 1920 code for a protein of 530 amino acids. The transcript has 7 exons. The record is from RefSeq and is a predicted model, not a curated record.
UUAGCAGAGUGGGCCGGUCUGCGUGGACGCGCGUAGCUCCCUUCCGACGACUUUUCAUUUGGCUUCCACGGUUCGUCGGCGAAAUAAACACCGAUUAGUACCAACGAGUAUUGUUUUUGUUUCCUUUUUUUUUCUUUUUUUGUAUAAAUAAAGACAAUCCGGUGCUAAGUGGGUGAUCGCUACACCGGAGCUCGCCGCCUGCGUGGACGCAGAGGCGCUGCCUCAUCGCCGGGCUCGGACGACGAGAGGCUCCGCGGUGUGAAAGGUGCGCUGGAGUGUGCGGAGGACAUGGAAAAUAAGUAGUUGAGUUUAAACCCAGUUAAAGUCAUGGAUCUGAGUUGGAAAAACUACUUCGAGGAGGAGCUUCUUUGCCCCAUCUGCCUGAAUGUGUUCGAGGAACCCAUCCAGCUGCAAUGCAAACACAACUUCUGCAAAGGCUGCAUCUCAGAGGCGUGGGCUAAAGACAACGGCACGGGGGUCCGCUGUCCUGAGUGCAACCAUGAAUACGAGCAGAAACCUUUACUGGAGAAGAACUUCAAGCUGGCCAACAUCGUCAAAAGGUUCAACGUGUUGGACUCUGAGAAGGCCCCGGCCACGCUGCACUGCGUCCUGUGCAGACGAGGCCCGUCGUUGCCCGUCAGGAAGGUGUGCCUGCGCUGCAAGGAGCCCUGCUGCCAGCUGCACGUGCACAUGCACCUGCAGCAGCCAUGCGCGGCGCCGGGUCACCUGCUUGUGGACGCAGAGGAGCUGAGCGCCUGGACCUGUCCGAGUCAUGAUGAGUACAGGCUGCUUCACUGUGAGGAGGAGCAGGUGGCUCUGUGUGCCUUCUGCUGUAUCUCCCACUGCACCGGCAAAAGACACACUGUCUGUGAUGUGGACACGCAACGCAUGCAGAUGCAGGCCGUGCUAAUGAGGCAGCAAGACAGACUGGAGGGUCGUGUUCAGAACAUCGAUGAGCACAUUACAAAGCUGGAAUCUGACAAGGCGCUGAUGAAGGAUGCAGUGGUAGACCUAAAGGAGCGAGUCCGAGACCAGUACCAAAGGAUGCACGCCUUGCUCGAAGCCAAACAGUGUGAAACUAUGCAGAUGCUGGAGAGAGCCUGCAGCUCCUACGCAAGGAAACACUCCCAGCAAGUUUUGCAGCUCAACGAGAGGCGGCAACAAGCGGAAAAACUCCUGAGCUCGGUGCAAGCCUUUUUUCAAAGAGCAGACAACAUCAACUUCAUGAAGAACACAAAGCCUUACCAACUACUAAUGGACAGGUCCAAUUCUCAGUUGAGCAGUGCCAUGCCUCCACUCUCAGUGGGCCAAAUCAACUCUCAUCAUUUAUUCUCAGGCCUCUCAACACAGGAGAAGAAUUUGCGCAAAAUACUGGAAGAUCCUGUCAAUGAGGCAUCCAUCCUUGAGAUAGUCCCCACGCACUUCAGCACUGUUGGUGCCCGUUCAGGACUCAACAAGAGGAAAUAUGGCAUGGCUUUCCUAGAGAACAGCACGGAAAACUCCACUUCCCAGCAUCCACCGCCUCUGAUCUACAGCAGCAAAAAGCCUCUUUUGGCUGACCACGGCCAGCAUACCUCAAACAUGUUCCCUUCUGAAGGCCAAGGCCACAGUCGCUUCAUGGACGCUUCGGCCCAACACCCGGGGAGCGUUUUCCCGCCACACCUCCGGGGCGGGGGCACGUCCCAACAGGCCGUGUAUGAGGGGAGAAAAGUCCUGAUGUGUACUCUGAACAACUGCUGCUGCUCCAGGCCUGCAGCUGCUCGAGCCCACUACCCAACACACGACUCCUUUGCCCCCAUCGCCUCUCAGGAGUUUGGCACCCUCCCUGCCAGCCAGCCCCUGCAGCAUUUACCCAUGAGGCCCCCUGACUAUUAUGGGCUGUAUAGCCAGUCUUCAACCAAGCAUUACGGGACCAAGUGACGACCUCACCGUCAACACCAGCUUUAUUGACAUUUCAUCUUUUCUUCAUUUUGGAUUCCAAAUACACUCAGUGCACUAGUUAUUAAAAACAAGAGCUCUUAUAUAAAAUCAUGUAUUGCAAAACUACUUAAUGACGUCGCCUGCACAUAUAUAUGUCCUAUUCCCAUGGCAAUUUACCUGGAAAUAAUCAUGCAGAUAAUAUACUGUAGUCUUAACUCAAUGGAAUCCAUCCACUGUAUGUUAAAGAAAAUACAUUGGAAAAAAACCACAAGGACUAAAGAGACAUCAGUGCCUAAAAAGACUCGACGCUCUUAUUUUGACUUAUUUCCUGUUUGCUGCUGAAAGCAUGCAAGGAAGCUCGUGUGCACUCCAAAGUCCACGUGGCUUGAAACAAACACUGGACCACACAUGCUUGUCAAUAUUUUACUACAUUUGUAAAGGUUUUAAUAAACCACAAAAACAGUGGGAAUAUGAAAUAAACUAUUGAU